Messenger RNA from Peniophora sp. CBMAI 1063, 900 nucleotides. Lineage: Eukaryota; Fungi; Basidiomycota; Agaricomycetes; Russulales; Peniophoraceae. The record is from the annotation of a GenBank genome assembly.
AUGCCAUAUAUUCAGCCCGGUCUGCGCGUCUACGCCGAGUACCUCAGCGAGAUCACACCUGUGGACUACGAAGUUGACUCUCCCACAGACGGGUGGCGUCUGGCCGAUCUUGAUCUCGACUCGCGCGCGGCCAGUGUGGUUCGGAUCACGCCUGCGGUGCUCGCGCGUGCGCAGGAGAGACUCGACCUGUUGCCGCUGGACGUUGUGGAAGAUCUGGUGGAUCAUGGAGACAACGACAUGCUCGUCGAGCUCGCACUGAGAUACUAUGCAGGUUGCACACUUCCUCAAAGCACCGAAGCGGCCACUCGCCUGCUCGCGCACGUCAAUAUAAACCUCAAGUCCGAAUCCUUCCACCCAGACCUAGACGUGCACGUCGGCGCCGAGCGUCUCCGCGCACGCAUCGCGUUCGGCGAAUACCUCUCGACCACGAACGUCUUUGCACUUCAAGAUGCCGGCGCGCGGGCAGACAUUGCAGCAGCGGCGUGUAAGGACGAGGGCGAUUGCCCGUCGCAGCUGAGGAUUGCCGCUGCGCUGGAGAGGCAUUGGCAGGAUGGGGUGUUCGAUAUGCUUGGAUGGUUGCCGCCGUGCGAGAACUACGAUGCGUUGUGGAUUGCGUGGAGGGAGUACUGUUCUGCGCGGCGGCGGAAGCUGUCGCUGGGCGUCUCGGCAGUCGAGUGUGCGGCUCAUGGAUGUGAGGCGCGCAUAUGUUGGGGGAAGCCUCUUGCGCGGUGUGGAGGAUGGUGCCCGCUCGAGCUCAAGCCGGCAUAUUGUUCGAAGGAAUGCCAGAGACAGGAUUGGAAAGCCGCGCACAAGCCGGAGUGCUUUGCCAGCGGCCAGCUCGCGCAGCCGGUCUCGGGUUCUGGCUCGGGGUGUAAUACGCCGUUGUUGGCUCCCUUGUAG